AUGCCGCGUCUGCCGGUGUGGUUCGGCGGGACCGCACUUUUCAGCGGCGGGUACUACACCUUUUACCACUGCUUCUACACUCCUCGCCACACGACGUGGCGUGAACUCGAGUCGGCGAUCGAGGCAGAGAAAUUGAGGUUGCAGUAUGUCCUGCAGCGAUACGCCGUGCUGGGGUAUAUGUUGCAAAGACUGCGGCAAAGCGGCGCAGAGGCGACGAACCGGGAGCGUCUGUACAUUUACUGUGAGAUGCAGCAGCUGCGGGAGGCGUUUUAUAACUUUCCGAUGCGGUCUCAAUCCGCGUCGGAGAAGCAGAAAGUGAUGCAGGACCUUGAUGCUGUGGAGGUGACUUAUUGCACAGCACCGAACUUUAGGGACGAGGCUCUGACGCUGCGGCAGAUGAUCACCUGCCAGUUCUGCUUUGGCCUCUAUGCGUUUUGUUUCUGUCUCCUUGACUCCCGUCCUGCGGCAGGUGCAGUGCAAAGUGGUGGAGCGGAUGCGGAGACAUGGACUGCACACCGUGUCACAGUGGAUUUUGUACUGUCUGCGUAUUCCUGCCACCAUGACGCUGGAGAACACGUUACCUCGCCGGGAUAG
Molecule: messenger RNA, 594 nt
Organism: Trypanosoma rangeli
Lineage: Eukaryota; Euglenozoa; Kinetoplastea; Trypanosomatida; Trypanosomatidae
Exons: 1
Coding region: 1-594 (197 amino acids)
Source: RefSeq, a predicted model, not a curated record